ACAGACACAGAACAAACUCCAAGAAACAAGUAGCAGUCACAUCAAGGAAUAAAGUUCACUUCUAGAGGAACGGAUUACAAACUUCUGCAUGGAUGUGUGUUUUGGACUAAAGACCUUAUCAUGAAAGUUCAGCUCCUGCACUUUUUCUGCCGCAUGCCAGAAGAUUAAACUUGUCCUUUUUGUUUCUCUUGUCUUUUUAUUUAUUUAUUAUUAUUAUUAUUAUUGUUAUUUUACUGGACACAUGGACUGAUCGUCAGUUUUCAGCACCUUGGAAUAAUGAGUGACUCCUCUUGGAUUCAUCUUCAUUUGUGGAUUUAACAAUUCUUACGUUGUACACUAUAUAUGAUUGAAGUCAAAAUUUCAAAGAACUAUGGAAUCUUUAUUUCAAAUUUACCUUUUUACAGCCACUGUCUCCUGUAUUAAGGUUUAUGGUCAAGUGGUACAACCUUUCAAGCAUCCAGGCCUGCAGGUGUUGGCCACGGCCUCACAUUAUUGGCCUCUGGAUGCUGUGGACGGGAUCCAUGAGCUGUGGGACCAGAUUGGAAACAGACCAGGUCAUGUUAACGGAAGUAAUAUAACUCUCAGAAUCCACAACCACACUGUGCUCCCUUCCUCCCAUAACUCUUCCUAUGUGUAUACCAAUGACUCUGCCUACACUAACAUUUCUGCAACAGUAGACAUUGUUGAGGGAAUGGUCAACAAGGGCAUUUUUCUAAAUGGAGACAACGGUGCUACAUUUCUCCACUUUGGAAGCUACCAGAACUCUUGCAUUAGUGACCCUACUUUGUGUGGCCCAAAGGGGAUUACCUUUUCCUUUUUUUGGAAAAACCAUGAAGUACAGUCACGUUUCGCUGUAGCGUCUGGAGGGAAAGUUAUUUCCAACGGUUUCUCUGUCUAUGCCAAUCCCUUUGGAGGAUAUGUGGAGUUUUACACCAGAGGCAAUAACAAGAGAUGGAAGGCUAAUAUCAGCACCCCAGGCCCUUUCUGGACCCACAUUCUCUUUACAUGGACUAGGAAAGAUGGUCUGAAGGUCUACAUCAAUGGGACCUUCAGUAUUGGUGACCCCACUGGCAGCAUGUCUGAGAACUAUGGCGACCCAUACCCCAACCUCGUCAUUGGAACUGGCAAUGAGCAAGGUUACGGCCACUAUGUCACAGGCGCCUUUGAUGAGUUUAUCAUUUGGGAAAGGGCCCUUUCACCCAAUGAGAUCCUGCAGUACUACAACGCUGCCAUAGGUCAAGCCAUCGUUUCUCCCACAACACCCAACGCCCCCAAACAAGCCACUUCAACUAUGCCAACAAUUAGAGCCACUGAAGUGAGUCCGCCUGUCAUCAGCAGUAAGCGUGAGGAACUCCAAAGCUCCCAAGAACCGCUGUCCAUGCCCAUGUUGGGCUUCUGGGACCCGCGCCUGCCCAACAGGACCAUUCCCUACGAUACUGCCAACAACCUCACUCAGGAUUUUCUCAAAAGCGUAGAGGAAGUGCUGUCUUCUCCAGGGAUGCCAGAGCAGUCCACCCCUGUGGUCAGCGGCCUGAUUGAGACAGUGGACAGAGUGAUGGAACACAUGGUGACUAUCCUGGAGCCCAGCCCGAACUCUCUCAUCUCCCUGGGCGGAACAACUCUCGUUGCAGACUACUCUCUGAUGAAGUUCCCGCAGAACUACAACCUGCCGCAUUACCGCUUCCCCAUGCAGGGCAAGAGCUACAUCUCAGUUCCUGGGGAGGCUUUCACCAUGCAGUCUCAAACCACCAUCGUCGGCCUCUUCUACCACAACAUACACAGCUAUUACAAAGAGAUCAGCCCUAUCAAGACCAGGAUUAAUGAAGCAACUGACUUCAAGGACCACAAGAUCCAGGUGGCCAGCUGUCUCAUCUCUCUGAAGGUGGAGCCUUCACCGGCCCUGUCAGUCAACCUCUCUGGAGCACCACUCAUCAAGAUCGUCCUCACCCACAUCCUGAGCAAAGACCAGCAAAACCAAGCUUUAAAUGCAAGCAAUAAAGUCUUCCUCUACUGUGCCUUCUUGGAUUAUAGUUCAAAGGAGGGAGUUUGGUCCAAUGAGGGCUGUGUGCGCUCAGGUGGCAACAUGACAUACUCUGUGUGUCUGUGCAACCACCUCACCAACUUUGCCAUUCUUAUGCAAGUGGUGCCCAUAAAGAUUGGCGAUGUCCACCAGAUGGCACUAUCCACCAUAGGUUAUGUCGGCUGCUCCAUCUCCAUACUCUGUCUUGCCAUCACUCUGGUCACCUUUGCUGUCCUGUCGUCAGUGAGUACCAUACGUAACCAGCGCUACCACAUCCACGCCAACCUGUCCUUCGCCAUCCUGGUGGCUGAGAUCUUACUGCUCAUCAGCUCUCGCUUCAGCCCGGGAACGCUGCCCUGUAAGGUGAUGGCAGUCCUGCUUCACUUCUUCUUCCUGAGCGCCUUUGCCUGGAUGCUGGUGGAGGGCCUCCACCUCUACAGCAUGGUGGUCAAGGUGUUCGGCUCUGAGGGCAGCAAACACUUCUACUACUAUGGCAUCGGCUGGGGUUCUCCACUAGUGAUCUGCGUAGUGUCCAUGACCUCAGCUCUGGACAGCUACGGUGAGGUCGAUAACUGCUGGCUGUCAUUGAAGAAUGGAGCCAUCUGGGCAUUUGUGGCUCCGGCACUGUUUGUCAUUGUGGUUAAUAUUGGCAUUCUGAUAUCUGUCACGAGGAUUAUAUCUCGUAUCGGUGGAGAGAAUUACAAGGUUCAUGGAGAUGCUAAUGCGGUCAAACUGACUGCCAAAGCAGUGGCGGUGCUGCUGCCCAUACUAGGCAUUUCUUGGAUCUUUGGCGUUCUUGCCAUCAACACCCACACCCUGCCAUUCCUCUAUAUCUUUGCAGUGUUCAACUCAUUACAAGGGUUCUUUGUCUUCCUGUUUCACUGUCUGCUCAACUCUGAGGUUAGAGCUGCCUUUAAACACAAAACCAAGGUGUGGUCUCUCACCAGCAGCUCUAUCCGAAACAUCAAUGUGAAACCCUUCAACUCUGACAUUAUGAAUGGCAACAAGGAGGGUGUCACCCCCACGAAGAUGAACACAUGGGACAAGAGCACCAACUCAGCCAAUCGCAUCGACCUCUCAGCCGUCUAAAACCACAGAUUGUCAUGCCUGUCCACGGUGGAAGAAAGACGGCAAUCUGAAGAAUGACAAACACUGGCCAGAGUAUUUUGUCCCAACUGUUUUAUGUGAUGAAUGUCCACUCAGAUGAAAUAAGUGAUUCCAAAGGAGGUGUUAGGUGUUAUAGCUGACUAGUAGCUUCACUUUUAAAGACAAGCAGACUCCAAGGACUGUGCCUUCUUAUUGUCUCAUUUAAAGACAUCUCAUGUUACCCUAAAACUAGGGCAGGGAUUUCUGAGGAGACACAAGGUCAGCGAAGUGACAGAGAGCUUUAGUGUGGUUCAGAUGCCAUGACGCUCCUUGCAGGGAGUGACCGGCUGUUUUUUUUUUUUGUUUUGUUUUUGUUUUUGUUUUUUUGUCUGUCUGUCUGACAAAAGACAACACGCAGAAGUGUCUAGACUCGUCCAUUGCCUAGCCUACGUGUCUAUUACAGUCAAUUUAUUUUUUUGGCCAGAGUUUAUUUAAAUAGCAGUAAUAUGCUUUGACAUGUACAUUUACUUUUUCACAUAGUGCGACUCCACCCGCUUUUAUGUACCUGCAGAAACUGUAAGACUGGCUAAUCUGCCUAAUGUUAAGAUAAUUUGUAAUGGCAAUCACACAAUCAUGACUUUCAUAUGGUUAUGAGGGGUACAAAUGUUGGAUAUGUAAAUGAAAAGGGAGGCACCAUACUUUCAUAAAGUAUAGUGUUUGAUUCACAGCUGAAAUAGAAGUGUUUCACCAAAAGUAUUUGAUUCAUAAUCCACACUGACACAUUGACUGUAUUAUCUGUAUUCACAGCAGUGUGAGCUUCUUCAAGAUUAGACACAUGUACACAGCAUUCAUUUACAUUUUAGCAGCCUAAUAUAAUAACUACAUAAGGACAAUAUUGUGUUGCAGUAAAUGAGACCCAGCAUUCUGUUGUAUUUAUUUAUUUUGUGAUUCAGAGCUCUGUAUCAUGUUUUCACAAGGCAUCACAGCUCGCAUUCUUGUGCUGUUCAGUGCUGUGUCUCUGUUUGUGUGUUGUAUCUCCUUUUGAAAUGAAACGACCAUGGUAUUUUGUAGUACCUCACUUAUUAGUAAGCUACAUUUUUUAUGCUUUUUUUUUUUUUUUUUUUUUUGAAGAGUUUUGAAUUCUUGGUUGUGUUCAAGACACAAUUCUGUGAAUUUUUUGUGGCGUGUUGUUCCGCUGUUUCUGUUGCAAUUUUUUUGGUUUUGAAGUUUCAUACCUGUGUUUUUAAUCUUAAAAAAAAAAAGGUCAUAAAAUAUGUAUUCUGUAACAGAGGGGUUUGAUUUAAGUCCAGGCAAUUGCAACCUUGAUCUACUGUGAGACUGGAGGGAGAUAAACAUAUUUGAAAAUUCUUCACUGAUCUUACACUGUACAACCAAGUUUCUUAAAACAGGAUUUACUGUAAAUCGUACUAUGCUCACUUUCCAUGUCACUUUUGAAUGAAUAGUUAAUUUUCAAAUAUUUCUAAACUCAAAUCAUAAUGUUUAUUGACUGUUUUCUAAGGUACUAUGUUCUGCCCAUUCUGUGCUUCUACAUUA
Molecule: messenger RNA, 4660 nt
Organism: Myripristis murdjan (pinecone soldierfish)
Lineage: Eukaryota; Metazoa; Chordata; Actinopteri; Holocentriformes; Holocentridae
Gene: adgrd1
Product: adhesion G protein-coupled receptor D1
Exons: 26
Coding region: 371-3109 (912 amino acids)
Biological process (GO): adenylate cyclase-activating G protein-coupled receptor signaling pathway; cell surface receptor signaling pathway
Cellular component (GO): plasma membrane
Molecular function (GO): G protein-coupled receptor activity
Source: RefSeq, a predicted model, not a curated record